GCAGCGGCAGCGGCCGGAAAAACAAGUUGGCUCAGUGCCCCGUUGCCAUAUUGACAUAUUCUCGUUGCGCAUUCAGUGGUAAAGUGCAGGUGCGCAGUUUGUAACGGCACCCAUGCGCGAACAGCUGAUCGAUAAAAAUCGAUUGAAACUAACCUAACCUAACGGCAAUUCAGUUUAAAAUAAAAAUAAAACCGUAUCACUAUCAGCUGCAUCAGUAUAAACAAAAAAAAUAAAUAAAAAACACAAAUUGCAGCAGGCUGCGAUAUUAACAAUAUUUAUAUAUAAUAUAUAUAUAUAUAUAUAAAAACGUUACAAAAAUAUGUUUCAAAUUCCACGACCAUCGCGGGUAACGCUGCAAGGCGCUGCCAUAGCGCUCGGCAUGGUGAUGUUAAUGUCCUGUGUACGUCCUUUGGGUGUGCUGUUCCUGGGCCUAUUCAGUUACUGGCUGUAUUGGACACGGUGCAGUUUUCGUGUUGUUCUCACACCGCAGCUGCGCGAAAAGCUCGAGUCUUGGUUGCAUCGCAUCGAGGAUUGGCGUCGCAAUUCACCCAGCAUGUUCUGUUUGGUAAGCAGCGGCAGCCUGGCCACUCUUGCCGUGUUGGGCCAUCUGAUAUCGGGCUCCACUCUGGUGCUGACCCUAUUGGUACUCUCUGCACUCGUAUCCACCAAAUACAAUUUCAAGCUGCUGCAAAUCGAACACAAAGAUUUUAAAUGGUCGGAGAAGAUCAACUAUAACAAUGCCGAAGCCGAGCUAGAUGAUGAGUUUAUGCCGGAUGUAAACGAAUCGAAUCUAUUUGUGUUGGAACGCGCCAGCGAUGUGGCCACCAUCAGCUCACCCACCGACGCCGAUGGCGUUGGCGAUGGGGAUGAUGAUGAGUGCAGCGACGAUAUACCCUCCGAGCUGCUUAUACCCGAUUCCAUACCCGAAAUCGAUGAGCAUUCAACAGACGAGGACGAUGAGUUGGUACCUCUGUCGCAGCCCAAGCAAAGUGCGGAAUCAAACGCUGCUCCACAACAACAAUACGAGCAGAGCCGGCCAGCCGAGGGCGAACAGUCAACUGCGGACAAGACAAUGGACUUUCGUAGAGGGCACUUUAAGCGCGACUCCUCGUUGUCCACCACCUCAUCAUCAUCAGAGGAAAGCCUAUCCAAGGGCCUGCAAUUUCCCGACCACACCAGCGUCGAUGCUGGCGGCCCCAACACGCUGCGACAGCUUACUGAAGCGCCCAGCGAUCCCGCUGCCAGCAACAGCUCUCUAAUGGCGCUGGCUGUUAAAACGCAAGCGCAGGCACUCCUGCCCAGUCUCAUGACCAAUCUGGUUAAAUGGGGCGCCAACCAGGUGGACAGCACCGAUAAUGCGGCGGCGCUGGCCAAAUAUCAGCGACGCCAAGUGACCUCCCUUGACUCAUCCGAUGAGAGCGACUUUGAGAUACUCGAAACGGAUGACUUUAAGUAAACUAUUGUAACGGCAGCAUAUUACCAACUAAUAUCUUAAAUAUAUAUACAUAACAUAUAUAUGCAUACGCGUGUAGAAAUUACAGCUGCACAGAUGCUUAUAAAACAAAUUGGGUAUCAGAACUUUUGAUUCUGGCAAUAGGUUUUUGCAUGCCAUAUGAAAACGCGAUGCAGAGAGUUUAUAAUUUGCGGCUUUAUACACAGAAAAUGUAUGUAUUGUAACUCCUACUAUAUAUUGAUGAUCUGCAUAUAUACCAUUUUAUAUAGGUUUGUAAUGUUCGCUUUAUGACAUCCACUUUAAGUUCUGUUCAGUUUGUUGUGCUUGUAUACAUUGUAUUUUUAUUUUAAAUUAUAGUCUUAUUCUCUAUUUUUUUUUAUUAUCAUAAUUGUGUUUUGGAGCAGCGGUUAAGUUACUAAAGACGCAAAUUAAAAUUGAUUUGAGUUUCGUUUAUGAUUUCUAUUAGAAGUAUGCAAAAAUGUAAAUAGUAUAUCAAUAUUCAUAUAAAUUUAUACGGAUACUCAUGCAAAUGUUGAGCUACUUAAUCUGUACCCACGGCGUUAAAAAAAGAAACACAAACAAAACAAAACAAAACAAAGGAAAAUCGGGCAAACAUACAUACUUACUCCUCUAUAAAUUUGAUGCGGUGCUAUAAACCAUAUUUAAACAUAAACAAAAGGAAAAUCGCUUCAAAGAAAUUUGACGAAAUUGUGCAUAAAAGAAUUGCUCUUUAGCGAUUAAUGCUAUUUACUGAUUAUCGCGAAAUAAAAUCGAUUUAUUUAAAAAUUUUUUGUGACCGUUA
Drosophila montana is the source of this 2255-nucleotide messenger RNA. RefSeq lists its product as uncharacterized. The coding region runs from base 320 to 1456 and encodes 378 amino acids. The record is from RefSeq and is a predicted model, not a curated record. The transcript has 3 exons. Lineage: Eukaryota; Metazoa; Arthropoda; Insecta; Diptera; Drosophilidae.